Messenger RNA from Bombus impatiens (common eastern bumble bee), 2128 nucleotides. RefSeq lists its product as uncharacterized. Bases 284 to 811 code for a protein of 175 amino acids. NCBI's taxonomy places the organism in Eukaryota, Metazoa, Arthropoda, Insecta, Hymenoptera, Apidae. The transcript has 6 exons. The record is from RefSeq and is a predicted model, not a curated record.
AAGUAGCUGAACACCCGUGGGACAACGCGAUUCAGGGUGGAAACAGAAGGCAGAGUGAGGCAAAUUCAGAACGACGGGGGAGUGUGACUGAAUAAUCGUGGAAACUUAAAGAGAAAUUCUGGGUCAAGAUUCGUAGAACGUUAGGUAUCAGAACGAUGUGAGAGGAAUAUAUGGGUGAACACCAAACGGGCAAGGAAGAUUCGACGAAAUCACGAACACGUGGCGGGACGUGAAGCGGGCGUUGAGCCUGCUAUGUGUAAAGAAAUUCUCCGGCAGCGGCACGAUGCUGGAAGCACCGCCCGGAAGUCGGGAGGACCUCGUGGAGGCAGCACGAACACCAUGCACACCCACAGAUCUGGACACGAUGUUAUAUGGAUACACGAACAACAUAUAUGUGCUGGACCACACUCCUGAAUCGCUGCCGGACAUGGACAUGCUGCAACUGUUCGCCUCGCCGGCGGGACGAGCGUUGCUCACCAGUGACAAUCGGCGGAGAGGAUCGACGUCGACCUCCUCCUUGUCUCGAGAGUCCUCUUCGAGGCUGAAGAGAGGCAGAAGACCAUCGGGUACAGUCAGUGCGCCGACCACACCACCAAGGCAACGGAAAUCGAGCGCGGAACUGUACAAAGAAGCUGUCGAGAUUCUUGGUCUUACCUGUUCGUUGACCGAUAGCUGCCCAUGCAUCGAUUGCCAGAGUAAUUAUUUCGACUGCGACGAAGAUUUCGGCGAUGCGAGAACGGAAUUGGCUGCAGGCACGCCCAUCCUGCUGGACCACGCUUUGUCACAUCCAUUGACGUGUUCCAUACAGUAGCAGCUGAAUAUCGCGUUUCGAGUACGACUUUACAUCCGCCUGUUCUGCCAUCUGACGAAACGGAAAUCAUCGAGGUGUCGAGGAUCCAUCGGGAACGCUGAAUUCAGAGCAAAGUGGGAACGCGUGUACUUGAACGUGUACAGCGUGUACGUUUAACGCCUGUACUUUGAUCUCUGAAAACUCUCAAAACGAGAAGAUCGCGUGAAUUAGAAAAUAGAAACGAGUAUAUAAAGAGCUGAAUCUUAAAUGCUGAUUUUUCGAUAAUUUCGUUAAAUAAUUUCGUCAAAGGAAAACGAAAAACGUUCAACGCGCCGAAAAUCUGCACCAAGGUCUUGAUUCUCAUCGAUAUGCUUCUGAAAAUGUUCACGCGUCUUCUUCCAACGUCUGAUAUUGCGUUCAUUAAGUUCUUCGGCGAUAUAAUAGAUUGUAAUCGAUUGUAUGUAUGUACGUGUACAGGAAACGCUAACGUUAUAUUAUAUUAUAUGGUGAAAAGACGUGUUAAUAACCCUAAGAUUUUGUAUCUUUCAAUUGCGUUCAAUCGUAAAAUCGUUAAGAAUUUACUUGCUAGUAACAGACACGAAGUUUCGAUCGUACUUAACACAAACGAAGAGCAGGGGUUUCCGACUUGAAAAACGCGAUCUCAUGUGAUUCAUUCGAUCAUCGUUCUCCUCUCGAUGGAACACGAUAUUAAUUAUAACGAUAAUUAAAAAAGGAAAAAAAAAAAAGAAAACGAGACACAACCAUCGCGAACGAUAAAUAUAUAAUUUGUGGACAAUACAUCGUAACGGAAUAAGUCACUGCUCCGAUUGUUUCUCCUCUUUUUAUAUGAAACGAAGAAAAAGAUAAUAACGCAGGCUUACGUUAUUACGUAUCUAGGAAUAUCUAUGUACAAAAUAUGCCCCCUGAAUGUACAACAGUUUGCCGGUAAUCGCGCCUGGCUGCUAAAAAUUGAUGGAAACAAAUAUCGAGAUAACAAACAUACAUACAAAAAAAAAAGAGAUAAAACUAGAAAAUCGAAAUUCAUCGUUUCACGUUUUUAUUAUUAAAUAUUUCUAUAUAUAUAUUGUCAUCGAUACCGAAUAAAAAUAUCUAACGCGACCUUAAAUUUCGAGCAAAAAUUUCUGUACGCGCGUACGGAGGAAAGAGAAAUAAAAUAUAUAAUAAAUGGUAUAUAUCGAAAAAAUACAAUAUGGUCGUCUGGCUCAAAUUCGACGAAUUUAUUUAUCGUCGCGAAACGAUACACAUGCCAAAUGAUAUAAAAAACAAAUGCGCCAAAUUUCUAUAUUAAUUAGCGAUAACGAUACUAAAAAUAAAUAA